Diabrotica balteata is the source of this 396-nucleotide messenger RNA. The record is from the annotation of a GenBank genome assembly. NCBI's taxonomy places the organism in Eukaryota, Metazoa, Arthropoda, Insecta, Coleoptera, Chrysomelidae.
AUGAAGAUGUACAUAAAUAAACCUGAAUACAUUAUGGAAAGCGACGAUAGUCCAUCAGAUGAACAUCUUUCUAACGUUGAAAACGAAGACAUUUCACUAUCUAAAAAAGUGAAAAAAUCACUGGAACAGUACGUAGACAUACAAUUUGAAGGAAAAUUUUUUCCUGGCCAAAUCACUUAUGUCUCCAACACAAGAGCAAUGAGGAAAGUAGAAGAUCAGGGAGAGAAUGAAGAAGGCUCGAGUGACUAUUCUCCCAAAGUACAAAUAAUAGCAGCUAGUGGUAAUAAUAUAAUUGCCGUAGCCAAUCCUGCUCUAGCGAUGUCUCCAGCUAUUAUCCCACCCCUUCAUUCUAACCAAAUAUUGGAAGCCAGGGAAAAUCGGACAGAAAUAGAUUGA